CCCCCUCCUACUGUCUCUCCGUGCUGCCGCCAUCUCGCUGUGUUCUGGUAGCGGAGCAGCAGCAGCAGUCAGACCCGGACCGGACCGGCUCUCUCCUACAUUACACUACUGUUAGAAAUCGGAAACUGGUAAUUAACACGGCAUAUAACAUAUGUAGCUGUUACACUGUAGUGUUAAAAUAGGAAAGAGAGUAACUUCACCACGACGACUGCACGAUAACCGGCCGUCUAACAACUAGCUUAGCUUAGCUAGCUUAAUGCUAACGAUAGGCCUCUGCUAAGAUAACCCUCAAUCACACGAGCACAAUAGAGCAACUCUUAGUCAGGCUGACAAACAACCCAAAGUCACGCUGUUGUCCAUUUAGCUCACAUUAUAUUCUAGUUAGUUAUGUAUGUAAAGGUGAUCUAAUCCUCGCUGAUCUCCACACAGUCACGUUAGAGUCUCAUCACUGCGGGGAAUCACUCCUAGUUCCUUCCAGCUAACUUUGGGAUACUUUUGUAUUAUCCACCAGUAAGUAUGUGAUUGUUUUGUUGACUGUCUUUGAGGUUUAAGCUCUGAUCAUACACACAUUGAUCCAACACUGAAGGUGACCUGUAACGUUAUAUUGGUUGAUGUUAACUGUCUCAGAUAUCUGUAACAUUAGAUUAACGACUUGUGUGGUUGUGGAUCCAGAAUAAUUAGUUUUACUUGUAAUCUAUUUUUGUGAAUCCUUAUUUUUAUCCAGUUAUUUCAGUGUAAGUGCUAUUCUGCUUCUGUAGAGAUCCUUUUCCCUGUUGCUUAAGAUGGAGGCCAGCGUUGUUGUUCAGGCUGAUCAUGAGGGUCCAUCUAAGGCCUCAGGGUCUAGGGUAGACACACAACCCAGGUCUGGACCUGUAACGUUAGUUGUUCGUUAUUCUGGAUUAGAUACUUGACAUAUAUAAGCAUGGAUAGAUGAUGAAGUGUAGUGACAGUUAGUCUGUCCACUGGCCUGGACCCCAGUUAGAAACCAGGUUGCAAUGGAGUCAUGAUUGAGAGCUCAUCUGUCUCACUGUACUACUUGAUACUGUAUCUCUUUUGUGGAAAUGUCCAACUGUCUUCUUUGUAUUUGUACACAACUGUCUGUCUCUUAAUAACACCUUUUCAGUCCCCUGGGGAGUGUUUUUGUAGGUUUAAAUCCAUCCUCUUGGCCCUUUGUGGGAUUCCCUGGAUAUGGAUAGCUUGCCCCCCCAUGAGAAUACAUUGGCGGAAGAUUUUUUUUUUUCGUCUUCAGCAUUGGCUGAAAAUCUCUAGAGGCUUGAAUAUCCUGCCCAUUUUUUUCUACUGCCAUCAUCCAAAUGUCACCAAGUGUGCGAAAUCUUUCCAAGUCCAAGAAGAAGCAGAGGAUUGUUUUUCCACCUACCAUCCAUCCCCUUUUUGCCACAUCAAUUUAAGCAUUUUUGGAUCAUUUUUUUCUUUUCUGGCAGUUUAUGCCCCCCUAUUUCUUUCUUUCAUUAAUUACACCAAUUAAUAAAAAAUGAUAAAAAAAAAAGAAAUCCCCAAAGGACUCUAUUGCAUCCACCAUCAGUAAUGUUUAGCAGUCUGGCGGAGAUAAAGCUGUCUCAGAAAAGGGAUGUCGUAGGAAGACAAGUGUCUCUGGCCGACCUACCCCCCUUUUCCUCUUAUCUCAUGGAUCAAGUGUUCCUUCAGGACUCCAUACCACCACGGAGACACCCUACCAGCAGUGCGCUCAAGAGGGAGACAACUUCUCAGCCACCUCAGAGAACCAGCUGCUGGGUUUAAGGUCCUAACCUCAUCACCUCUGCCACUCAAGACUAUGACCAACCAUGGAGAUGACUGCUACUUCUUUUACUAUUCCACCUGCUCUAAAGGAGACAGCUGCCCAUUCAGACACUGUGAGGCAGCUAUGGGCAGUGAGAUCGUCUGCAACCUCUGGCAGGAGGGACGCUGCUUCCGUACUGUCUGCAAGUUUCGCCACAUGGAGAUCACGAAAAACCGAAAGGAGAUAGCUUGUUAUUGGGAGUCCCAGCCAGCCGGCUGCCAGAAGCCACACUGUGCCUUUCUCCAUGACAGGCCCCGCUACAUCGAUGGCAUCUUUGUCCCACCUGAUAAAAGUCUGAGCAGAAACGAGGAACAGCCACACGAGGAACCGGCUCCCCCGCCAGCUGCCACUCUUCCCACCGCGGCCAAUCCCCAGCUCAGAGGCGUCAUCAAGACAGAAACUCAGGAGCCGGUACCGAGCCCCACCCACCCACCGGUGGUGAUUAAUCCAGCAGAUGAUGACGAGGAUGAAGAUGACCAGUUCUCAGAGGAGGGAGAGGAUGGAAAGGUUGGCCCUUCUCCUAGAAAACUACUCAAAUCAGACGACUCACUGAACUUCGGAGUGAGCACCCUGGAGGAGAUUCGGCUGAGGAAGGCCCUGAAAGCCAGCAUGAAGAGAACUGGUUACCCCAUCCAGAGUGCUGAUACCUCGGCCAACGGAGAAAAAGAAAACCACCAGUCAUUCUUUCGACCAAGCCUCUACGACACGAGAGAUGGCCCACUUGGCUUUGAAGAAACCGUGAGACCAAGAGUCAGUGUGGCCGACAGGCUCGGAAGGAGGAUGCCCAACACCGAUGCGAGAAGUGGAGAUGGCGUCCCACUGAAGAGGAGUCUGGCUGGGCGUCUGGGCCGAGUCGUUGAUGAGGAAGAGCCGUCAAUGCCCCCUCACAAAGCUUUGAAACCUCUUAGGGACAGACUUGGAUUGCCUGUGUGUGUCUCACCCACUGAACCUGAUGAGACCGACAUGGAGUCCGAAAAAGCUCCUGAGCAGAUUCGCAUUAAAACUCUGGAGGAGAUCCGACAGGAGAAGGCGGCAAAGUCUCAGAGCCAGCAAGACGAUCCUUCAGUCGCGUCUCCAGAAAGCAACCGAACCAAAAACACUAAGGGCGCUAAGCGAGCCAUCACCGUCAAAGACGACCCCAUUAGCCGCGUCAAAACCUUCUCGGAGAUCCUUCGUGCCAAGAAGAGAAGGCAGGAGGAACAGGAACAGAACACAACAGAACCCAGCCCUGUGAAGGCCAAGCGCUCUGUGGAGAAAGCUCCGGGCAAGAGUCGGGGAGAGUCUGACACAACGGGUUCCGGUCCAGAGGAUACCAACGUGGGGAAAGUUAAAGUAAAGACUCUGGAGGAGAUCCGCAGGGAGAAGGCAGCGAAGAGUCAGGCUCGGCAGGUCCCGGAGGCUGAAAACGAGAAGAGCUCCAAUACUGAGCAGAACGACGCUAAGAAGCCUCGCCUAUUGCACGUCAAGAAACCGGCUUCCCAAAGCAAUGUCACAACAGAGAAGAGUGCUGAAGUGACAGAGAAGCCACAGAAAAGUCCUGCUGCUGCUCCUGAGAUCGUUGCUGCCAGUGUCAAGGUCAAGACCUUUGAGGAGAUCAUGCGGGAGAAACGCCUUCGCAAGCAAGAAAUCGAAGAGCAGGCCAAAAGCUCGGCCGAAGCAGAGCCUGCUCAGAAACAGGCGGAUGAAGGAACCCCGAAGAGGAAGGUUCCCGCCAAAGUCCGUGUUACAUCACCUUCCUCCGCCACUCUAGCCCCAGACUCUACGCCCACCACCCAAAAGCUCCCCGUCGUUAAACCGAUCCCCCUCAAAUCCAACGCUGCCUCACGUCUGAACAGCACUACUCCUGGUACAAGAGGUGGUGCCGUCAAAGCUGCGGCCUCAGUCCCCGUGAAGCAGAGCUCUUCAGAGACCGAGUCUGACUCACCGAGUCCUAGCCGCUCCAGGGAGGUCCCAGACAAAAACACAAGGAGUUCCACCGCACUGCCAACAACCAAGCAGGCCAGAGCAGCUCCCCGGGGGCCCGCUGCAGGGGCCCGUACUGCUGAUAAAACACUGAACAUUAAUCCCAAGAAAUCCCCAGAACACACUGCGGACACCAAAGUGAGGCCCAAGCUGAACGUGAAGCCGUCCGUCAUGAAGCCUGCAGUGCAGGUGAAGCCAGGCCAGAAGAGGAGGGGAGCAGAGCGAUCUGCCGUCGCUGCUGUUAAACCUCUGAACAGCACCGCCGCCGUGCAGGAGGAGCCACAGCAGGAGACGACAUGCAGAGACAUACAGGAGAUCCCGUCCUCCAAAGCGGAGGCUCAGCUGAGCGCUGCUGUUCCCCGUAGUCCCAGCACCCUGUUGGACUCCGGCUCCGGCUCCGGCUCCAGCCCGCUGAGAGACGACCUCCAGACCGUCCCCGUCUUCAAACAGAGUCUGAGCCAAGACACCAAGCAGACUGUCAGUGUUGCUGCUGCCAGAGAGGCCUGUCCAGUCCCCCAAAGCCCAGUCCUGAAGAGUCCCACUCAGGCCAGGCCCCGGAGACUGAGCGUAACCGCAACCCGCUCCGCCUCCACCUCCAGCAUCGCCGCCUCCUCCUCCGCCGUGGACGACUUCGAGGAGCUGAUCAACGAGUUCACGGACGACCACCUAGAGGGAGACGUGGACCCCGGCAUCGGAGAGGACGACCUGCUGCAGGAACUGUCCGAGAUGAUUGACAGCUGAGGGGCUCCGUCCAGCACAAUCAACACCCUGCCCCAACUCCUCUCGCCCUACAACCUGUUCUUGUUUACAAGAAGUGAAGACCAUCACCCAACUAUCUACCAUGGAGCGUUAAAAAAAAAAAAACUUUCUUAAAGAUUCAACCUAUUUUAAGCUUUAGGUUCACAUCCUUCUAUCCUUUUUCAUUUCCUGCCUACAUGAUCAUCUGCUCACACCAAGGGUUAUUCUGCAGAGCUUUAUUUUUGUCUGUAUCAUGUCUGUUCAUGAUUAUUGUCGAACUUUGUCGAAGAGAAAAUGAAAGAAGCUUUUGGUGCUGGGAGAUGUUGUUGAGAACGUCACUAGUUUGUCAGGAAUACUGGAAAGUUGUAACAUCUUUGGAAUGAUGAAUGUGUCCUUUUAGAGAGAAGUCAUAUCUGUAUACUGUGUAUGCAAAAGGGAAGAGCAAGCUGAGAAUAGAAAUAAUCAAUACUGCUGCACUUACAGUAGCCUGCAGUGCCCCAGCUACUUGUGUUUUUGUUUUUAUAUCUGUGAAGUGGACAAGACGGUCCGGCCGGAGCCUGAGAGCAAGUUAUCAUGAAGUUCACCAGUCACGUCGGUGUCGGGAUGGUUUUAUCCAUCGGGUGUUUGUUGCUUUCUAGAUUUUUUCCACUCAGAUCUUACGGAGUGCACCUUCUACCAGUGGCUGUUCUUUCGUGUUUUUAUAAUGUUUCACCGAAAAUGUGCGUGUUUAUUUUUUUAACCGGUUCUUUUAUUCAGUGGGGGCGUACUUUGAAACAACUAGUCUGGGAUUAAAUGUGUUAUAAGUGCUCUCUGGGCUUUGUUUAAUGAACACCUCAGGGACAGUUUCUGAUGUUUGUAUGCUCCUAAUACGAUUGGCAAACACUGUAUUUGAAAUUGAAACUAUGCUGUCUUUAGUUGUCUUUUUCUCUUUUUGUGUUAGCAUUGGUUUAUCAAUGUGAUCUGAGAAAAGAUCAACUUGUUUUUUUUUGGUCUUAAUACGUGUUUGCUCUGUCCCGACCCCUUUCCCACAAGCUUACUGUUCAAAGUGACUUGUACAUAUUACUGUGUAAAUAAAAAGUGCUUUUAACGACCA
This is a messenger RNA of Sebastes umbrosus (honeycomb rockfish), 5591 nucleotides long. It is a transcript of the gene zc3h11a, whose product is annotated as zinc finger CCCH-type containing 11A. NCBI's taxonomy places the organism in Eukaryota, Metazoa, Chordata, Actinopteri, Perciformes, Sebastidae. The record is from RefSeq and is a predicted model, not a curated record. The transcript has 16 exons. The coding region runs from base 1793 to 4501 and encodes 902 amino acids. Gene Ontology annotation, molecular function: metal ion binding.